Molecule: messenger RNA, 3489 nt
Organism: Marchantia polymorpha subsp. ruderalis
Lineage: Eukaryota; Viridiplantae; Streptophyta; Marchantiopsida; Marchantiales; Marchantiaceae
Source: the annotation of a GenBank genome assembly
UGAAUGAUGUCAUGUAUCUUGAGAUAAUUCGUUUUCACUGAACAAUGGUCUUAUUUUCGGUUCGGCCGUCCUAGCUUGCACCUUUGGGUCGGGAGGUUUGUUCCACGUGGUGACGGGAUUCAAUCGCCAAUUUUCCUCAUGGCCAUCUGCAACCUCAAGCACAUAAUAAGGGGCCUGGGUGCAGGUUAUUGACCUCAAUCUACGACGUCCAGAAUGGUUGGCUGCACUCCAAUCUGCACAUUUUCUUCGAGUGCAGCUGAGGGGUUAAGCUAGUUCACAAUCUCAGGGUCACUGCGGUUGGCGUCUUGAGUUAAGAACUUGUCUUCGACCUUCGAUGUUUCUCUUGUUUCAGACUCGUGACGAUCAUCAGAGGACCUUCAUGGGCACGGAUUGAUUGUCUACAAGGCAUACUCAAACUGUGCUGAUGAUGACAUUCUGGACAAACGAGUAAUUAAAUUUCCAAACAUGACAACUGAUAUCUCAACCGAAGUUGCUAUGUACUGAUAGCGGGAUCAGAUCAUUGUCUGGGAUUCGCUCUAUACGCUGGACGCCAUGAACACUCAACAUAUGAUCCCGUCUCCAACCAAGGAUCAUGACGAGGAACGUGCAGAUCAGUUGCAUGCAACGAGUUCUCCUCGGGGAUUAUACUCGGAAGAGAAGAUGAUUGUCUACAAGGAGGUGGACCCAGCCAUCAGAGGGAUCUCAAUGGACUGGCCUGCAUCAUUAGGCCCUUGCCUCGGCAAGAAGCAAGUCAAGGGUUUAGGAUGGAAGGCAACUCCUUUCAUAUUCGUUGCCGAAUUCGGAGAGAGGCUCGGAGCAUACGGGCUCCAGAUUAACUUGAUCACCUACCUACUCUUCCAGAUGAACAUGGGAACAGCCCAAGCAGCCAAUCUAGUGACUAAUUUCUUCGGAGCAACUUGCAUGGCUCCACUGGCUGGAGCAAUUUUGGCCGACGCAUAUGUCGGCAGAUAUUUGAUAACUGCGUUCGGAUCCAUCAUCUACUUGGUGGGGCUGCUGGUGUUGACAAUCGCGGCGAUCGAUCCGAACCUGCGGCCUCAGGCCUGUACGAAAGAGCAGUGGUUCAUGGGCCAGUGCCAGAAGCCGAGCGCGGUGCACAUGGCAGUGCUCUACCUGUCGCUACUGAUCCAGUGCAUCGGAUCGGGAGGAAUCAGGCCGUGCACGGCGCCAUUCGGAGCCGAGCAGUUCGAGAGCUCGAGCGCGAGGCACAAGACGCAGCUGCGCCACUUCUUCAACUGGUACUAUCUCACCAUCGCCUUCUCCAUUCUGCUCUCGUUCACGCUCGUGGUUUACAUCGAGACCAGCCUCGGGUUCGGCUACGGCUUCGGCUUCUGCGCUCUGGUCAUGGGCCUGGGCGCGCUCGUCUUCGUCGCCGGCACGCCGCUCUACAAGAUCCUGCCGCCGGCCGGCAGCCCCAUCACCAGCCUCGUCCAGGUCACCGCGGCCUGCUGCCGCAAGAGGCGCCUCCCGCUGCCCGACGCCUCGGACUUGUACGACGGCGCGCCCGGCAAAGAAGGCCCCGAGACCAUCCUCCACACGGACAAUUUCAGGUUCCUGGACAGAGCGGCGGCGAUCGACGACAGGGAUGCGGCGGAUAUGGCGGCGCGGGGGCGGUACGACGCCUGGAGGGUGUGCACGGUGCACCAGGUGGAGGAGCUGAAGGUGCUGAUGCGGAUGGUGCCCGUGUGGGCGUGCGCCGUGGUCAUGGCCACGGUUCUGGUGCAGCAGGGAACCUUCAGCGUCGUGCAGGCCAUCAGCAUGGACCGGCGGGUGCGGGUCGGCGGCCUGAGCCUGGAGGUCCCGCCGGCCAGCAUGGCCGCCGUGUCCAUGCUGGCGCUGGUGGCCUUCCUGCCGGCGUACGACCUCUGGCUCAUCCCCGUGCUGGCCCGGUACACGGGCCACCCCAAGGGCCUGUCGUAUCUGCAGAGGAUCGGGGCCGGGCUCGUCCUGAGCGUGCUCAGCAUGAUGAGCGCGGCCCUGAUCGAGACGAAGCGCCGCGACCACGCCCACCGCUCCAACCACGUCGACCUGCAGCCCGGCGAGUUCCUGCGCUUCAGCGCGUUCUGGCUCGUGCCGCAGUUCGUCCUCAUCGGGCUGGCCGACGGGCUCAUGAUAGUGGGCCAGCUGGAGUUCUUCUACGACGAGGCCCCGGCCAGCGUCCGCUCCAUGAGCAACGCCUUUCUGGGCGCCGCCCUCGGCGUGGGCAGCUUCCUCAGCUCGGCCUUCGUGAGCAUCACCCAGUCGGCCACCGCGUCCCGCCACAACCGCGGCUGGCUGCAAGACAACAUCAACCGCGGUCACCUCGACCGCUUCUACUGGUUCCUCACCAUUUUCAGCGGUCUCAACGUCCUCGUCUUUCUCGCAGUUUCGCACUGGUACGUCUACAAGACUCCGGCUCCAGACCCGCCCCACGACUUCCACAAGCCCCAGACCCGGAGUUUCUGAUCGCCGCCGGCCCUGAUCUGAUUCUUCCCCACAGCCCCGGGCCGUCUGCAUGUUGGCGUUGCAUUUCUGACCCUGGAUCCAUGAAUCCAGUUAAUUUCUAGGAUCACGUAUUCGAACUUUUCAAUGUCGAAACUUGUAUUUUAUAUGCAUGUGAGCGGGCGGGGUGCUUGCUGAACUUUCAGAAUCUAGUCACUCAGAGUAUCUAGCAUUCUCCUAAUUGUUCUAGGCGACCAAAUCGGAAACGGUCAACGAACCUUGCAAACGACUUGGCAAAUUUUGUUUUACGUGUAGAACGUAUGGCUUCGCGCGCGUUUCCUUGUUUUCGAUGUGACCCAUACGAGUACCAGGUCAUCAUAAAUCAUGUUCUGUCGCAGAAGUGAAGUGUCUCAGACUUUGGUUUGAAGAUUCCGCGAGCUAAGGUAGGCAAAUCAGUCAGUCAGGCAGGCAGGCUUACAUGCCAGCAAGCAAUAUCCACGUGUACUUGAGGUCUCUACUGGUGCUCCUUCUCUUAUCGUGCCUUCCUUUCCUGUCUGCCAGAAAAAGAAGUGCUGGAAACUAAUGCCAUGGAUUGCAUAGCAACUUGGCACGUUAUAGAAUAUGACCUUCGUGUUAUACGAGUGUCUAACGUGUUGGGGUUCUUGUAGUCUCGUUUUAUACUUCAGACGUCUCAACAUCAUUGAAUCUGUCCUGAACAUUAUUGACCGAGAGGAGGGAGAGUAGGGACCACAUUUUAAGUUAACUGGUUCGCUUAUUGACAAUUCUGGAUAAUAUAAGUUUCAAGGUGUAAGUUUGCUCCUUCCAUGCCCCAACAUUAAUUAUGCAUCUCUAUGUAAAAGAACUCUCCGAAUAACUUGGUGUUUACAUCCUCACUCAGCCCUCGAUUUCUCCCCUCUCCAUCUUCUUUAACAUCUUUGUUUCAACCAUUAUUUUGCCCUAUGAGUUUUUCCAUUUGAUCAUUAUGUGGUCUCUCCUCACUGAUCUUCGUCUUUCCUGGCACAGGCAUCUCAGAAAUUUCUCUAUGAUAAA